Molecule: messenger RNA, 2072 nt
Organism: Mauremys reevesii (Reeves's turtle)
Lineage: Eukaryota; Metazoa; Chordata; Testudines; Geoemydidae
Gene: SLC17A8
Product: solute carrier family 17 member 8
Exons: 11
Coding region: 1-1614 (537 amino acids)
Biological process (GO): monoatomic anion transport; neurotransmitter loading into synaptic vesicle; regulation of synapse structure or activity
Cellular component (GO): excitatory synapse; synaptic vesicle membrane
Molecular function (GO): L-glutamate transmembrane transporter activity; neurotransmitter transmembrane transporter activity
Source: RefSeq, a predicted model, not a curated record
AUGCCUUUUGAAGGGUUUAGUUCACUGAAAGACAGAUUUUUGAAACCAGGGAAGGAAGACGUGAAGACCACUGUUAGUGACUCUCUGGGGAAUCUGCAAAGAAAAAUUGAUGGAACCAACACAGAAGACGACCACAUUGAACUGACUGAAGAGGGAAGGCCUGUGUUGGCAACCACUCACAAACCUCCCCUAUGUGACUGCUAUUGCUGUGGACUACCCAAGCGCUACAUCAUCGCCAUAAUGAGUGGUCUGGGCUUUUGCAUUUCUUUUGGAAUUAGGUGCAAUCUGGGUGUUGCCAUAGUGGAAAUGGUUAACAACAGCACUGUCUAUGUGAAUGGAAAACCAGAGCUUCAGAAAGCUCAGUUCAGCUGGGAUCCAGAGACAGUAGGACUUAUACAUGGCUCAUUUUUCUGGGGUUACAUUGUGACACAAAUUCCAGGAGGGUUUAUCUCAAACAAACUAGCUGCUAACAGGGUAUUUGGAGCAGCUAUUUUCCUAACAUCUACAUUGAAUAUGUUCAUCCCGUCUGCUGCAAGAGUACAUUAUGGCUGUGUUAUGUUUGUAAGAAUUUUGCAAGGUCUCGUAGAGGGCGUGACUUAUCCAGCGUGCCAUGGGAUGUGGAGCAAAUGGGCUCCCCCACUGGAGAGAAGCAGGCUGGCAACCACGUCUUUCUGUGGUUCUUACGCUGGGGCAGUGGUUGCCAUGCCCUUGGCAGGGGUAUUGGUGCAGUAUAUAGGAUGGCCAUCAGUCUUUUACAUUUAUGGAAUGUUUGGAAUUGUUUGGUACAUAUUCUGGUUGUUUCAUGCCUAUGAGAGCCCUGCUGCACAUCCAACAAUAACCAGUGAAGAAAGAACAUACAUAGAAACAAGUAUAGGAGAAGGAUCCAGCCUAGUUAGUGCAAGUGUUGGCCUUUUGUCUGCAGUUCCACACAUGGUCAUGACAAUUAUUGUUCCCAUUGGUGGGCAAUUAGCUGACUUUUUACGAAGCAGAAAGAUUUUAACCACUACCACUGUAAGAAAAAUAAUGAAUUGUGGAGGUUUUGGCAUGGAAGCAACUUUGCUUUUGGUGGUUGGUUACUCUCAUACAAGAGGUGUGGCUAUUUCCUUCUUGGUGCUGGCAGUAGGAUUUAGUGGAUUUGCUAUUUCAGGAUUUAAUGUCAACCAUUUGGAUAUUGCACCCCGGUACGCCAGCAUUCUGAUGGGGAUCUCCAAUGGUGUGGGGACACUGUCGGGAAUGGUGUGCCCACUCAUUGUUGGUGCGAUGACUAAACACAAGACCCGGGAAGAGUGGCAAAAUGUCUUUCUGAUAGCAGCUCUCGUGCACUACAGUGGAGUGAUAUUCUAUGCUAUCUUUGCUUCUGGUGAGAAGCAAGAAUGGGCUGACCCUGAAAGCCUCAGCGAAGAGAAAUGUGGCAUAAUCGACCAAGAUGAACUGGCUGAAGAAACGGAACUGAACAGUGAAACUUUUGUUAGUCCAAAGAAAACGUACGGCGCUACCAGUCAAAACAACGAUGUGCGGAAAAAGGCAUGGAGAAAGCAAAAGGGAGUAACACAGGAUAUAGAGGAACAGACUUCCUACCAUUAUGAAAAUGGAAAUUUUCAAGAUAGGUCAUAAUAUCUGAAAAUGUGUGAUCGUGUGGCAAGUGCCCCCAUCCUCUCCUGCCCAACCGCUUCCUAAUCAGACAGUAUCCAUAUGUACUUGCUUAUUCAUUCAUGGAAAAUCCUGUCAAAUGGCUAGAUGUAAAAUGUAGUAAGGUAAUUCUCUCCUUGUAGCACAGAAAAAGAGCUAAUAGAAAUAUAACUGGCAAACCUAAGUCUGGCUUUCAAUCAGAUCAGUGUAGGAUGGACUGAGGGCUCCCUGUGCAGCCUUACAGAGUUCCACAUUGGUGUAGUGGGUCUGUCUGCUUGGCUCUGAUUGUGGGAGCAGGGCCCUUCAAGUAAGGAAAAGGCCAUAAUAGGUUGUGGGAUUCAUGGUAAUUUAAUGACAUUCCCCCUACCAUAAUGUGUGUUUACUAGGAAGCCCAUAGACACAGAAGUCUGGCCAUGAUUGUCCAUGUAGGACAGGGGGUCUGA